This is a messenger RNA of Phaeodactylum tricornutum CCAP 1055/1, 945 nucleotides long. RefSeq lists its product with no specific name. The record is from RefSeq and is a predicted model, not a curated record. Lineage: Eukaryota; Bacillariophyta; Bacillariophyceae; Surirellales; Neidiaceae. The transcript has a single exon. The coding region runs from base 1 to 945 and encodes 314 amino acids.
AUGAGGCCAAUUGUUGGGUAUGCCACGGCGCUGACUGUGUGCUUACUUCUAUACACCAUCGAAGGCUUCACAAGGACCGUCUUCUUGCAGGCGAAAACUGCUUCUUUGUAUGUACAGACUCGUGGACUAUCGCAAUUCAUACACAGCCAGCGACGAGCUCUACAGAGAGGCCACGGUCUCAAACCCUCGCAACUGAAUGCCGAGCGGCUGUCGAACGCUGUCGAGUCGUCGCGUCUCAAGAAAGAGUUGUUGGCUUUAGCAAAACGAACCUUGCGUGGUUUCCAGGCCAGCACGAAAGACCGUCGUCGCGCACGAAGCCUUAUAGAUCAACUGGCUGCUUUGAAUCCGACGCGCGACCCGGCCAAAUCGUACUACGCAACCCAAACUCAAGAAAGUAAUGCCAUUGAUAGCAAGGACGGCUCUUCAUCGAAGCUAGUAGGCGAGGCUAGUCUUUCCGGAAAAUGGACACUCGUGUACACGGACGCUCCCGACAUUACAGCGUUGGGCACUACAAAUCCAUGGGCGAAAUUGGGUCGAAUAGGACAAGAGUGCGAGCCGCCUUACAUUCGAAACGUGAUAGAGUGGAAGCGACCUGGUUGGGCCACAUCGUUGCCGUUCUCGGGUUCUGAAGAGUCUCGCGUGUUGCAGCGAGUCGUCACCAAGGCGACGGCAUCGCCAGAUCAACCCAUGGUAGUCAAUUUGGACAUUGUUGGUCUUCGGAUCAACGCUGAUGCACCCACUACACUGUCGAACUUUGCCGAAGCGAUCCAAUCCCAGGGGCUCAUCGCAGGAUUUUUCCAAGCGGCACCCGUUGAUCUGCAAGGUCCAUUGCAAGCGCCUUUUGGCAAGUUUGAAGUCCUCUAUUUAGAUGAAGAAUUACGCGCCGUCAAGACAGGGCAAGGCUAUGUAGCAGUCAAUCUAAGGACUGGAGACGAAUGGAUUUAG